This is a messenger RNA of Sus scrofa (pig), 491 nucleotides long. The record is from RefSeq and is a predicted model, not a curated record. Lineage: Eukaryota; Metazoa; Chordata; Mammalia; Artiodactyla; Suidae.
AUGGAGCACUUCUGCUGGGGUAAGCCUGUGGGCAAGAAGUGGCGCCCGGUGAAGGUGUACCCCAACGGUGCUGAGGACGAGUUGGCCAAGGCCUUCCCAUGCAAGUUCAGGAGGGAGCUGAUCUGGGCACUGCCUGAGCCAGCACAGGACCCUGAGGCCUCGGCUGUGGGCACGGCAACCUGGGCCAAGCUGGAGUAUGGGCUGGUGGCUGAGGCUGAGGCGGCUGAGAAGAGGGACGAAGGGCCCUAUAAGAUGGAGCACUUCCACUGGGGCAACCCACCCAAGGACAAGUGCUACUGCGGCUUCAUGACUUCCAAGAAGAGCCAGAUGCCCCUGGUCAUGCUGUUCAAAAAUGCCAUCAUCAAGAACACCCACAAGAAGGGCCAGUGAGGGCACAGGGGGCAGGUGCCUCUCACCCUGGAAGCUGACCCCAAAGCUCAAAGCCUUCUCUCCUCACCGGCCCUCCUGCCACCUCCAGCCCCGGUGAGGAC